Molecule: messenger RNA, 2778 nt
Organism: Penicillium cinerascens
Lineage: Eukaryota; Fungi; Ascomycota; Eurotiomycetes; Eurotiales; Aspergillaceae
Product: mediator of RNA polymerase II transcription subunit 16
Exons: 7
Coding region: 1-2778 (925 amino acids)
Biological process (GO): positive regulation of DNA-templated transcription
Cellular component (GO): mediator complex
Molecular function (GO): protein binding
Source: RefSeq, a predicted model, not a curated record
AUGGAGGAGGGCAUCAACGUCGACGACCUCUUUGGGGAGCCCAAUUCCUUGGAGCUGGGUCUUCAAGCUGCUCCCCCGUCCACCAAAGGUCUCGCCCAGUGUUUGGACGAGUUGCGCCUGUUGGGCUGCCGACAGAAGAUUACCUGGUCUCGAAUGGGCUGUAUUGCUUACAUCUCCCCUGACGGAACCCGAGUGAAUGUCCGGCAUCUCCAAUGUCGCCCAUCGGAUGGGAAGUGGGUUCUGAGCGAGGAGUCCUCGCUGGGACCCAUUACUGAAGCCCACAGUGGUAGUCAGUUAAUUCAUCUAUCGUGGAACGAGACCGGGUCGGAGCUGGCCGUGGUCGAUUGCUUGGGACGAGUCUCCAUCUACUCAAUAUCCAUGGCUCUGAAUAGCAUAACGGGGCUGCGCCAAGCGUCUUUUGACUCGAGCGAUGAUAGCAACCAGGUUGUCGGUAUGAUGUGGCUCAACACUUCCCGCUCCGUCCAUGCCUUUCACCAGGCGGCCAAAGUGAACGGCCGAUGGGCAUAUUCGCCCUUCCGUCGACGCCCAAUUGGCCCUUUUCACCCUGCCAAUAAGGGCGCACUAAUCUGUGUGACCCGAGCAGGCCAGAUCAGGCUCAUGUACCAAAACCCGGAUAGCAAGUGGGCCGAAUUGCCUGCUGAACUCAAGAACACUGGGUAUUCAGACAGGCUUUUGACACACGCAGCCUUGGUUGCAACUCAAGCUGGAAUCUUGAUUGCCACCUACUCGGUGUGCCAGAAGAUCUGUCUUUACCGGGUACACAUCACCUGGAAUCCACCGCAAUGGGACCCAAGCCAGGCCAAACAACCAAAUCAGUUCCCUAUUCCUACCUUCCGCUUUCUCCACUGCAAAAUCGAUAUGCCCAGCAGUAUCUUCAGUGUCAACCGUGGCGCUGAAGAACAUACGGAUCAGCCAAUGCUGUUCCCUAAUUUCGUCUACUCGUUAACUCGACUCGAUAUCAUGCCGGGUCAGAUUGAUAGCCCAUCAGGAUCAACAGCGAGCCCAUGGAUACUUGCUGUCUUUUCCAAACCUCUUCACGCUACCCCUGAAUACCCAGAACAACAAGGCCCGCCAAGUGUGAUUGUGAGAUGGCAUUUGGAGUCUGCGCCCCAAUCAUUCCAUCCCAAGUUCAAUGAAGUCAACUCAAAGAAGAAUAGUCCACAAAACAAGUCCAAAAUGAAUCUUCGUCGACUUGAGGAUAUCUAUUGCGAUAAAUACAUCGUCUCGGUGGACCUAGUUGAGCACGGCACCGCCUUGGCCAUCACCCACGAUGACAGCUCCAUCACAUUCUACGACACAAGAACCAUGGCCGUCUUCAAUGGCAUGGACGAUACAAGCACGGUGACCUGUUUGGCCCAGGCAGGUUUCCAAUACCCAAUGGACACCCCGGGUUUCUCUGUCAGCUUCUCCCCGAACUCAUGCGCCGCCGUAAUACUCGACAGCGAGGGACAAACACAGCUACGCCUGAUGGAGCAUUCAUUUGGAUCGGCCGGCAGUCUCUACGACGAGACGAAGUUUUCGUCAGCCAUUGCUGCAUUGACCCUUGCAUUCAGCCGCGCAUGCGGAGCCGAUGUCAACACCGACGACAUUCUCAUGGUGGCUCUACGGCAACUUUCAUCAGAGGCCCAGGCUACGUUUAUCAACGAGAUCUUCCGUGCAUUGCCUGUCAACUGCAACUUUACGACUGAGCAGGAAAAGCUCAUGACCCAUCCGUAUAUUCCGCGGUGCUUGAGCUUGCAGGCUGCACUGGGCUUCAAAGGGAGGCUCAAUAAGCGAAACCUCGCAUCAGCAGUGCCCUGGGCGAUUCUUCAGCUUCGUCAUGCAUCGGUUCUAUAUGCAUACUUCUUCCAGAAUAAUAGAGAAGGGCAAAGCGAUGCACUUGAUCCCGAAAUUCUACGCAUGAUAUUCGGAAACACAAAAUGGGCUCUGGAUUUCGACCAUUUCAUCCUGAGCGAGAUCUUCGAUCUUGCCGACGAAUUCGAGAGUAUCUUUACCGAUCAAGAGGCCUUCACUCAGAAAUUAAAAUCUACAAACUCCCUCGUCCUCAUCAUCCUCCUCUCCAGCAUGUCCCGCGCAUUCCUGAAAUUCAUCUGCCGAGGCCUCCGUGGCGUAACAGCCGGUUUCGCAAAAAUCAACCCGAUAAUCCUAAGCCCGGACUCACGCGUCUACUACACCGAGAUCCUCCAACUACUCGAGUCCUCGCCCAUCCGCAUAGACCUCUACGAGAAGUUCCUAUCAGGUGUCGACUCCGCCGUCAAACACGCCUACCAAGGCGCCGGCUUCGGCGAAGCAGAGCGGCCAGGCCCUGAAAAGGAACUCCUGGUUAAUGGGCGCAUCCCACCGGUCCUGGUCACUGCCGUCGCUACGCUACUGAGACAGACCGUGCCGGCUAUGAAGGCCGAGAUUAACCGCAAGGAUGUCGUGCUUGGUGACUAUGCCUGGCUUGGGUUUGGUAGUGAUGCUCGCACGGCGAGUUAUCGCAAACAUCGGGAUGUCGAUAUCCUGAAGAAGUUCCCUCUCAGGCCGCCGAUGACUGUGGGGAGGAAUGAGAGAGUUGUUCAGCCGCAAAAGAGAAGACGGUGUGUCCGGUGUUGUGAGGUUUCGGGGGAUACGGUGCUGCCGAGGUCGUUGCCUUAUUUCAAAAUGGUUGCCAAGUUGAAUCUGCUGCGCUCUUGUCCUUGUGGUGGGAUGUGGAUGCUUGAGACAGAGAGUACGGACUCGUCAGGGGCAGGUUUGUCGCUGUCGCAUCAGAACUAG